Raphanus sativus (radish) is the source of this 2175-nucleotide messenger RNA. RefSeq lists its product as uncharacterized. Bases 95 to 1963 code for a protein of 622 amino acids. Gene Ontology annotation, biological process: DNA recombination; DNA repair. The record is from RefSeq and is a predicted model, not a curated record. Gene Ontology annotation, molecular function: metal ion binding. The transcript is spliced from 12 exons. NCBI's taxonomy places the organism in Eukaryota, Viridiplantae, Streptophyta, Magnoliopsida, Brassicales, Brassicaceae.
CGGCGUGCGACAGAGCUAAAAAAAAAAAUUAGAUUAUUUACAAAGGGAAAAAAGGGAAGCCAGAUCCCUAAAAAUCGAACCGCCCUUCCCGACCAUGGUCUUUCACGUAGCUUGUCCAAUCACUUGCCGGAAAAUUUGUGACUGCUUGUUGGGGUUUCCUCGGACACUUCAUGGCAAAGAAGAUGUGUUCCUCAACGACAUACACUCUCUCCACAGCUUCCUGCGAGACCCUUUCGAUGCUGGCGUUUCCAAAGAAGGUACCGUUCAGAUCCAAGUGCCUAAGCUCGCUCUAUUCGAUGCUGUUGCGGUUGGGGAUGAUUCGGAGGUGAAGGUUGCUCCUCCAUCGACACUAAGCAAACGGACUGUGCUGCUGCUGAAGAAGAAGAAGAAGGUAGAUGAGGAUUCUGCUGCGAAUCCUGACUCUGACGACGUGGUGGUUCCUGUCACGGAGAUCAAUGGAGAAGAUCAUCAUGACCAUCACAGCGCACGUAUUACAUGUCACAUGUGCUAUAUUGUUGAAGUUGGGAAGAGUGAGAGAGCAAAGAUGCUUUCUUGCAAAUGCUGCGGCAAGAAGUAUCAUAGAACCUGCUUGAUGUCUUGGUCUCAACAUAGAGAUUUAUUUGAUUGGAGCUCUUGGGCUUGUCCCUAUUGCCGAACCUGUGAGGGCUGUGGAACUUCAGGGGAUCCAAAGAAGUUGAUGUUCUGCAAAAGAUGUGAUGAUGCCUAUCAUUGUGAUUGCCAACAACCUCGACACAAGACGGUUACUUCUGGACCCUAUUUGUGUCCUAAACACACCAAGUGUUACAGCUGUGGGUCUAAAGUCCCUGGGAAUGGACAGAGCUUACGGUGGUUUUUGGGCCAUACUUGCUGUGAUGCUUGUGGAAGGCUGUUUAGUAAGGGAAACUAUUGUCCUGUAUGUUUGAAGGUUUACAGGGACUCGGAAGCAACACCAAUGGUCUGUUGUGACUAUUGCCAACGCUGGGUUCAUUGCACGUGUGAUGGAAUCAGCGAUGAAAGAUAUAUGCAGUUUCAAGUGGAUGGGCAUCUUCAAUAUAAAUGUUCUACUUGUCGCGGAGAAAGCUACCAGAUCAAGGAUCUUGAGGAUGCUGCAAAGGAAAUUUGGAGGCGAAAAGAUAUUGAGGAUAAAGAGCUAAUCGCUAGCCUGAGAGCUAGUGCACGAGUUGUUGAGCAAACUGGUGGUGCCCCAUUGAGAGUUCUCAGGAUAAAAAGUAACAAGUCUCAAGAUUCAGAGAGUGAGAAAUUUGGAAAAAACUCUCCAGAGCCGCCGAACCCUGUGAAGGGCAAAAAACUGGUGAUAAGUAUAGGCCCUCGAAAGGCAGAAGCCUCCAAAUCCAAAGGAAAGCAUGGGGAAGUUCAAUCAGAGCAACGAAGCUUGUUAGGAAAGUGUAACGAAGAAAAGAGAGGGUUGGACACAUGUAAGGGUAGAGGAGGAGAUUCAAAUGGUGGCCAACAACAAGAGGAGUUGCAAAAAGAUUCAAGACCAUUGCUGAAACUGAAAAUAAAACAGCAUCAUCUUCAUCAUCCGGAGAGGCAACAAGAAGAGCGAGAAGCCCCUAGAAUUGUAUACGAGAGAAGUAAGUCUGGGAAAGGGCAUAGGUCUAAGAGAAAGAGAGCAUCAUCAUCAUCGUCACCACCACCUCCAACAGCUGAGAAAUCAGGGUUCAAUGAAGAUGAAGAUGCGUCGCUGUCACGUGACGAGAGUUUGUUGGACGAGAUGCUUGAUGCUAGUUGGAUUCUGAAGAAGUUGGGGAAGGAUGCAAAAGGGAAAAAAGUUCAAAUACACGAUGCCUCGGAUGAUUCAUGGGAGAAAGGAGUGGUAAGUGAAGUAGGAGGGGCAUCGAAGUUGAUGGUGACGCUUGAGAAUGGAGAAGUAAAGAGAGUGGAGCUAGGAAAGCAAGGGGUUAGAUUCAUUCCUCAGAAGCAAAAGAGGAUGAGGACGUGAGGGGGAGGGGAGGCUUUAUCCACAUUUUGGAACAACAUUUAGCUCCUUCAGAUUAUGUCUGUAGGAGGAAAAAAAACAUUUUAAAACGAGAUUAGCUCCUUUGACUUGUACUUAUCAAGCUAAAACGUGACGACUAGCUUCUUAUUUGCAUGUGUGACAUAAUACACAGUGAAAGAAAUGGUACAUGGUGAGUGAUAUCAGUUUUUUUCAAA